AUGGAGAAACAAUCAAUUUAUCCAGCAUGGUGUGCUGAAAAUGGUGCUAUUACUUCAUUAGAACAAAUUUUAGAAAUCUUUCUCGAAUUGGGUAAUAACUUUGGUUUUCAAGAUGAUAAUGUGUCAAACAUGUAUGAUCAUUUCAUGACUCAAUUAGAUUCAAGAUCAAGUAGAACAAAUUGCUCAAAUGCAUUAUUAUCAUUACAUUUAGAUUAUAUAGGAGGUAAUAAUUCGAAUUAUAAGAAAUGGUAUUUUAAUGCCCAUGAUAAAGAAAUUGAUGAAGAUUUAUGGAUUUCGAAAUUUAAUAAACUAGAAGAAUCACAAUAUAUUUAUCAAAUUGCGUUAUAUUUAUUAAUUUGGGGUGAGUCUAAUAAUGUCAGAUUUAUGCCAGAGUGUCUCUGUUUUAUAUAUCAAUGUGCUUUAGAUUAUAGUGGACCCAAAUUUGAAAAAUUACAUUUCAUAACUAAUAUAAUUACACCAAUUUAUAAUUUUAUAAGAGAACAGCAAUAUACUUUAAAUGAUGGGAAAUGGAAAAAGAAAGAGAAUGAUCAUUCAAAAACUAUUGGUUAUGAUGAUAUAAAUCAACAAUUUUGGAGUUGGGAAGGAUUAUCAAAGAUUAAAUUAACCAAUGGGAAUAAAAUUUAUCGAAUUCAAAAAGAUAAAAGAUAUAAAAACUUGAGUCUUAUUGAUUGGAAUAAGUCAUUAAGUAAGAAAUUUAGAGAACGAAGGACAUGGAUUCAUGUAUUUACCAAUUUUAGUAGAGUUUGGAUUAUACAUAUUUCUGUAUUUUGGUAUUUUAUGUCAUUCAAUUCACCUGCUUUAUAUACUAAAAAUUAUACACCUGAAAAAUCACCUCAAAUACAUAUAAGAUUAGCUAUUGUUUCUAUUGGAGGUACAAUUGCAACUUCUGUUUCAUUAUUUGCAGCGUGUACUGAAUUUUUCUUCAUUAAGGGGAAUAUAAAAUAUAUCCUAGGGUUAUUUUUUUUAACUGGAUUAAAUAUUGGACCAGUUAUAUAUGUGUUAAGAUUUACAUCAUACGAAGAAUCACAUAAAACAGGAUUAAUUGUGUCAUCAAUGUCAUUAACUAUAUCAAUAUUAACAUUUUUAUAUUUAAGUAUUGUACCACCUGGUAGCUUCAAAUCAAUUUUUGUUUCAUCAUUUCCAAAUUUAAAAUUACGAAACAAAUUAUUUUCAUAUUUUUUAUGGUUGGGGGUUUUUAUUGCAAAAUAUAGUGAAUCAUAUUUCUUUUUGAUUCUAUCAUUAAAGGAUCCAAUUCAAAUAUUAUCAACUGUUGUUUUAAAUUGUAAAGAUUCAAAUUUAUUUUGUAAAUUACAACCAAAAAUUACAUUAUUGUUAUUUUAUUUACUUGAUUUGAUUCUAUUCUUUUUAGAUACUUAUUUAUGGUAUGUUAUAUGUAAUUGUUUAUUUUCUGUCGGUUUAUCAUUUUCAUUAGGAAUUUCAAUUUUUACACCUUGGAGAAAUAUAUUUUCAAGAUUACCAGAUCGGAUAUUGACAAAAUUAUAUAAUGGCGAUAAUACAAAUUUGAUUUUAGUUAUAUCUCAAAUAUGGAAUACCAUUAUAAUUUCCAUGUAUAGAGAACAUAUGUUGUCAAUUGAACAAGUUAGUAAAUUAAUUUAUUCAAAAAGUAUUGAUGAUAUUAUUAAACCACCGGCAUUUUUCGUUUAUGAAGAUGAUAAUACUUUUAAAAUUAAUGAAUAUAUUAAAAUAGAAAAAGAAUGGGAAAGAAGAAUUACAUUUUUUGCACAAUCAUUGUCAAGUCCAUUACCUGAUACUUUUUCAGUUGUUUCAACUCCAAGUUUUACAGUUCUAAUUCCACAUUAUUCUGAAAAAAUUUUAUUAAGUUUAAAAGAUUUAAUUAAAGAACAAUCUUUUUCAAAAUUAACAUUAUUAGAAUACCUUAAAAGUCUUCAUCCAAAUGAAUGGACUACUUUUGUACAAGAUUCAAAAAUGAUACAAAAUAUGGAUAAAGAAAUCGAUGAAGAAAAACUGGGUAAUUUACGUGAAAAAUUUGAAGAUUUACCUUAUUAUUGUGUUGGUUUUAAAGAAUAUUCAAAAGAAAAUAGUUUAAGAACAAGAAUUUGGGCAGCUUUAAGAUGUCAAACUUUAUAUCGUACCGUUUCUGGAUUUAUGAAUUAUGAAACUGCUUUAAAAUUAUUAUAUCGUGCUGAAAUGAUUGGAUUUGAUGUACAAGAAGAUUUUUAUGUUGAAGAACAAUUGAAUGAAUUUGUUAAUCGAAAGUUUAACCUAUUAGUUACAAUGCAAAAUUUUCAAAAUUUUAACCCAGAGGAAAAGGAAAAUGCUGAAAUUUUAAUGAAGAAUUUUCCCAAUAUGAAAGUAGCAUAUCUUGAAAGAAUUGAAGAAGAUGAUGAAUAUUAUCUGGUGUUAUUAGUUAAUGGAGAGAUUAGAUAUAGAAUUAAAUUAUCUGGAAAUCCAAUUUUAGGUGAUGGUAAAUCUGAUAAUCAAAAUAAUGCAUUAAUAUUUUAUCGUGGUGAAUACAUUCAAGUGAUUGAUUCAAAUCAAGAUAAUUAUAUUGAAGAAUGUUUAAAAAUAAAGUCUUUAUUAUCAGAAUUUGAAGAAAUUAAUAUAGAUGUAUUAAGUUAUGAUAAAUUGGAAAAUAAAACACCAAUUGCAAUUGUUGGAUCAAGAGAAUUUAUAUUUUCACAAAAUAUUGGUGUUUUAGGUGAUAUUGCAGCUGGUAAAGAACAAACAUUUGGUACUUUAUUUGCAAGAACAAUGGGUGAAAUUGGUUCAAAAUUACAUUAUGGACAUCCUGACUUUUUAAAUGGAAUAUUCAUGAGUACAAGAGGUGGUAUAUCAAAAGCUCAACGUGGUUUACAUUUAAAUGAAGAUAUAUAUGCUGGUAUAACUGCAACUUGUCGUGGGGGUAGGAUAAAACAUUGUGAUUAUUAUCAAUGUGGAAAGGGUAGAGAUUUAGGAUUUCAAUCUAUUAUAAAUUUUACAAAGAAGAUAGGUGCUGGAAUGGGUGAGCAAUUGAUUUCAAGGGAAUAUUACUUUCUUGGAACGUUACUUCCGAUUGACAGAUUUUUAUCUUUUUAUUAUGCACAUCCAGGAUUUCAUAUUAAUAAUUUAUCAAUUAUGUUAUCUGUUAAAAUGUUUAUGUUAUUAUUAGUAAAUUUAGGUGCUUUAAAUUAUGGUACAAUUUCAUGUGAAGAUAAUUUAGAAGGAUGUCAUAAUUUAAAACCAGUUUUAAAUUGGAUUGAUAGAUUUGUCUUAUCAGUUUUUGUCUGUUUCUUUAUCUCAUUUUUACCAUUAAUAAUUCAGGAGCUUAUUGAAAAAGGUUUUAUAAAAGCUAUAUUUAGAAUAUUUUUACAUGUUGUUUCCUUAAGUCCAUUUUUUGAAGUUUUUGUAUGUCAAGUUUAUUCAAAAAGUUUAAGAGAUAAUUUUGUAUUUGGUGAAGCUCAAUAUAUUGCAACUGGACGUGGAUUUGCAAUUUCAAGAGUUUCAUUUGCGACUUUAUAUUCAAGAUAUGCCAAUGUUUCAAUAUUUUAUGGUUGUGAAAUUUUCUUAGUUAUAUUAUUUUCAAUAUUAACAAUUUGGAGAAAAGCUUUAUUAUGGUUUGUAAUUACAAUUAUUUCAUUAUGUUUAGCACCAUUUUUAUUUAAUCCCCAUCAAUUUAAUUUUAUUGAUUUUUUCAUUGAUUAUAGAGAUUAUAUUAGAUGGUUAUCAAAGGGAAAUACAAAAUAUAAAAGUAUUUCAUGGAUCGCGACUACAAAAAUUUCAAGAAGUAAAUUAACAGGAUCAAAAGUGAAGAAAUAUAAUAGUGGUAGAAAUACUUCAACCUUUAAUUUAUUAUUUGGUGAAGUUGGAUCUCCUUUUGUAAGUUUGAUACUAUAUUUUAUUCCAUAUUUGUUCCUUCAUUCAAAUGAUGAAUUAUUUAAAUUGAGUUUUAAUAACCCAUUAUUAAAAAUUGCUGUUGUUGUAUUUGCAUCAUACAUUGAAAAUGCAAUUAUAUUAUUAUUUGUAUGGGCAUUAUCUAUAACUAUGGCUCCAAUUAUAGGACUAUUUAUUAAAACUACACCAGCUUUUUUUGCAGCAUUAGCUCAUUUAUUAUCAAUAAUAUUAAAUAUUGUUAAUUUAGAAAUUUUAUUAUUUUUGGAAGAUUGGAAUUAUAUUUAUUUAAUAUCAGCAAUAUUAGUUAUAACUCAAUUACAUAGAAUUAUAUCAAAUUUUAUAUUAAUUGUUGGAAUAUCAAGAGAAAGACCAGAAAAUGUUAAUAAAGCAUGGUGGUCUGGUAAAUGGUAUACAAGUGGUUUAGGAUUUUGGGUUAUAACACAAAAUAUUCGAGAAUUUACAGUCAAAAUCUUUGAAUUAAAUAAAUUUACAUUUGAUUUUAUAAUUGGACAUUUAUUAUUAUUUUCAAUGUUUCCAUUAAUAUUUAUUCCAUAUAUUGAUACAUUACAUACAUGUAUGUUAUUUUGGUUAAAACCAAAAAGACAAUUUACAAGACCAAUAAUGACAACACGACAAAGAAAGAAGAGAAACAUACAAGUCGUUAAGUACUUUAUGUUGUUUAUACUAGUAUUGGCAUGUUUUAUACUGUUGAUUGUGAUUCCACCAUUUUUCAGUUCAAACUUACAGGCUUUAAAAAAAAUCGUAGAAAAUUAA
Molecule: messenger RNA, 4647 nt
Organism: Insectozyma verbasci
Lineage: Eukaryota; Fungi; Ascomycota; Pichiomycetes; Serinales; Debaryomycetaceae
Source: the annotation of a GenBank genome assembly